GGGGAGGUGUUGCGGAAUGAAAGGGGGUUGCGGGCGGGAAGAAGGGAAUUGGGGAAGGUGAAGUUUGGAGAGGAAGAAGAGGGGGGAAAGCGAAGAUGGAGAUGGGAGACGGAGAAGAGGGGGAACAGUCACUAUGUCCUUGGUCAGGCACCACCGUGGCACCCACCGCCAACAAAAUGAAACAGAGAAUGAAGUGGAUAAAACAAGAAGAGGGGGGGAGGCUAGAGGAGAGGAAGGGAAGCAGGAGAAGGUCCAGAAAAAUAAUAAAAAGAGUGGAAGAUGAGCAAGAGGGAGAUAGCGAGAGGGAGGGGGGGAAGCGGCCGAGGGAAGGGGAUGGUGAGUGAACUAUGGCGGCGGUCGGAGAAGAUGCGGAUGGGGAGGCAUCGAGGCACAACAAGCGAGAGAUCUGCGCCAGAGAAGGGGAAUGGAUAGAAGAACGAGAGAAGAGGUUCGGAUAGUGAUGGAUCUUGUG
Aspergillus japonicus CBS 114.51 is the source of this 472-nucleotide messenger RNA. RefSeq lists its product as uncharacterized. The record is from RefSeq and is a predicted model, not a curated record. NCBI's taxonomy places the organism in Eukaryota, Fungi, Ascomycota, Eurotiomycetes, Eurotiales, Aspergillaceae. The transcript has a single exon. Bases 96 to 344 code for a protein of 82 amino acids.